AUGCAGGCUCGCCCCUACGGCGAAGCACGUCUCCUGAACCGACCGGCCCUGAUCGAGUAUAAGCAUAUGCGUUUCCUAGUUUCGGACGCGCCUUCCGACAGCAAUUUGGCACUGUACAUCUCUGAAUUUGAGCGCCAUUGUGCCAAGGACGUGGUCCGUGUAUGUGAUCCUACCUAUACAACGACUCCCCUGAAUCAAUUGGGCGUCAAGGUCUAUGAUUGGCCUUUUGGGGACGGUGAGGGCCCACCUCCGGCGAUCACACGCGAUUGGAUAGACCUUGUUCGGGCACGAUUCGGUACGGACGAAGGAAAGACACCGGAGUGCUCCAUUGCGGUGCACUGCGUGGCAGGACUAGGGAGAGCACCAUUAUUAGUGGUCAUUGCAUUGAUUGAAGAAGGAAUGACCCCAGAGGAGAGUAUUGCCUAUGUGAGAGAGCGCAGGCGCGGGGCCUUAAAUGCCAAGCAGACUAAGUACAUUAUGGAUUACAAGCGGAGAAAGUCUCGCAAAUCAAAGUGCACCAUCUUGUAG
Gamsiella multidivaricata is the source of this 528-nucleotide messenger RNA. RefSeq names its product dual specificity protein phosphatase CDC14B. The coding region runs from base 1 to 528 and encodes 175 amino acids. NCBI's taxonomy places the organism in Eukaryota, Fungi, Mortierellomycota, Mortierellomycetes, Mortierellales, Mortierellaceae. The transcript is spliced from 4 exons. Gene Ontology annotation, biological process: protein dephosphorylation. Gene Ontology annotation, molecular function: phosphatase activity. Gene Ontology annotation, cellular component: nucleus. The record is from RefSeq and is a predicted model, not a curated record.